Molecule: messenger RNA, 5735 nt
Organism: Tuber aestivum (summer truffle)
Lineage: Eukaryota; Fungi; Ascomycota; Pezizomycetes; Pezizales; Tuberaceae
Source: the annotation of a GenBank genome assembly
AUCCCCAAUCCAACCCACCACCGUAUCUCGCGAGCCUGGUUGUUGCGAUAGGAAGGUUUAGGUAUCAUAAUCGCGAGCCAAGGAACGGUGCCUCAAGUGCUGUUGGCUCUCCUUCCCCGAAGCAAGCCUCAUUUUUCCCUCGCGUCUCAGCUGUUUAGUCGGCGUUUCCCUUCUGACAGCUCUAGAUCGGGGAAUUUUCCCUCCCCGGACACCGUUAAGCCUGCUUUCCCCUGCCACCCCACCCUUCUCCCCACAGCGGAACCGAAUACGGAAGUCUCGCUGAAGGAUCCCGACCGCGGGUUUCCCUGACACCUUGAACAAGAGUUGUUCCUCCAUCCUCGAAAACUCCUCUAAACACUUUUUGUCUACUACCGUAUCACACCGACUGAAGGGACUCCCAGCCCUAUCCCCCCCCGACCUUAUAAUCUCAUUCCCUAUCUCAAGGGGCUUGUUACUAUAUGCGCAUCUUGAGCCUAAGGAAUCAUGUUGGGCAAGGUUAGCUCAACCCAGUACUAGAAUUGACGAUUUGUAGGCGGCCUUUUCGGAUCUUGUUCUACUUUGGUCGUUAUCAUUGUUGCAUUGCCUUGUCUUGGAGGAGAGGGUAUACCAGCUGAUCGCGUAGCACCAUUCAAUCGAUAUAUCUAUCGCGAAGUUGAUAAUAUCAUCUAUUAUAACGAGGGAUAUCCUUCGAAGAAAAAGGAGGAAGGAACCUCAGGGGAGGAGGGGGUUCCUAAUAGAAUUCUCGAGGGGAAGGGCACACACCUUUUUUCACUGACUGGUUGAUCACCCGACUGUUUGACGCUGGUGAACAGGGUCGAUUACCACACUGGCCUGCCGCUAGUCCUAAAACUCUAGUAGCGCAAACAGUUUAAGGUGUCGCCGCCGCCUUUGAGCCUCCUUUUUCCUGCCGCUAAGCCGGAAGUACUUUACAUAGGUUGGGGGAGACUCUCCCCCUCCGUCCCUUUCCCCUACUCUACUCUGCGAGCCUCUUCUACCUUCUUUUUUCCCGUCAUCCUGAAACUAUCGCCAUCCUACUGAACUUCUACUAUUAACCUUUGUCCUACUCAACGACCCGUUUUUUGUUCUUGAGCUGAGCUUAGUUAUUUCCUUCCGAACCAUCAUACCCUUGAACGAAACACGAGAAGGCCGUUGGAGCACGCUAUUUUUUAACCUCCUUUCAGCCUCUCAGCCUCAUCGUCGUCAUCAACACCAUACAUUUGACGACCCGCAUCUCGGGCCUGCGCGAUAAGUAAAACAUCAGGGGAUAUCUCAGGAUUACAAGACGAGUCAAUUGCGACUCGCAUUGGCUUCAUUUACAUCUACUUCUUCAGUCAGGUUUAUUAUGCAGUUUGCUGUCGCCUACGUUCCCCACCACCAUCAAUACCAAUCGCACAAAACAAGAAUAAGUGAGUUUAAUUAUCCCAUCAUUUCCCCGUAUCAUCGCACUGCUUUCCACAGCUCUUUUUGUCCUUUUUGAUUUCAUUCAAUACUUCUUCCAAUCCCCGCCGUCUACCCCUUAUGUUUUUAGUUUUUGGCGUUCCUUGAAAAAUGGCUUUCGUUUCUUUUUCCUUUUUUUUUGUCCUUUUUUCCGCUUUAUUUCAUCCCUCUCCAUCAUUAUUUCUGGCAAGGAAUAUUCGGGCGAUACUCGAAACGGUUCAUGAAUACGAUUAUGAUGAUCCCGUCGCGAUUGAAAGUGUAAGCCGUGAUGAUAGGCUUACCGGUAUUUGUGGGGCUCUGUGCUGGUCCAGAGCCUCAUGGCUGAGCCGCAUCACCGUUCCACCCUGACCACGACCGCGUCAAAAUAUCUCUUUCGUGGGCCAGAAGUGAAUGGAACCACGUUGGUCAUCACCCUGCAUUGCUUCGAUUCAGUUUGCCCGUUGCUGUUUUUACCCUGCUAGGCGGUUUCCGGUAUUCUUUCCCCACUUGAUAUCAUCGACUUCUUUUCUCCUUUGGCCUUCUUCCUUCUUACUACUAUUAUCAUAUAUCAUCCUUGACUUUUGCUUUUUGAUUUCGGUUUUCUCAUCAUACAACCUCAUCAUUACACACCACUAUUGUGCUCAUCGUUUUUAUUAUUCUCAUUAUUUCAUUGUUGAAGUGAGACACUAACCGAGAUUCACCGCUUUGCUUUUCCACAGAUCCUGAUCAGCCAACAACAUACUAUCAUUGUUCAUCCCGAACUCGAGCCGCUCUAGAGGCUGGUCCCAGCAACACCGGCAGAGAAGCAGCAGAGCAAUUUGCAACAAGCGGAAUUCGAAAUCUUUGUUAUCGAUAUCAAGGGAUUUGUGGUAAGAGCAACUAUUAAUACCCCAAUUACAAAAGCCUGCUUUACUCUUCUUUUCUCGCUCUUAUUAGGAGGUUCUAAUCGGAAUGCACUUAAGCGGCCCGGGGGCUAGGGCGUAGUUCAAAAGUCAAUCAUUACGAAAUCUCAACUACCAAAAAGCCCAAUCAAGUCACUCGUCGAUCAGAGCCUCAGUGUGAGGGUAGCGGCUGCAGUGAUCACCCAAGCAAGCGCGAUCACCCGGAGCAUGUGCUAGAAUUUCCCGGGGCGCGGAAACUACAGCAGGCAAACGAAACAUCUCUAGAACAGUCAAGAGAGUUAUCAACAUCUGCCUUGUUUUUCACCGCCUUACCGACCUUGAUAGACCGAUUAGUUUAUAACCCUACCAAACAAACCCGUAAGCUAUCAUCAUUACACACCGAGGGAUCGCGGCAGGCGUUCCCUCAACAAAACGUUCCAACGGACCCCACCAGAGAAAUUACGCUGAAUCCUUACCUAUAUUCCGGGUCAUUGGACUCAACCCGCUCCCCGCCGGAUGAGUCUUGGUCUCGUGGCUCAUCCCCGGGACUAGAACAAGCUCAUCCUCAUAUAUACCCCGACGAGCGGCGCAGCUCGGUGAUAUCUUUCGAUUCGACGGUGGCUCCAUCAAGUCCCCAACCAGCCAGUCCGGAAUCGAGGAGAAGAGAAAGGCGGCCGCAAGCAACUCAGGCAGACACCGUGCUUCUCAAAUUUCUUGCACCAGAUCAACCGCAAGUUGCAAUAAGAGCUGGCGAGAGUCCGCUUUCGUGGUCAACUGGGAGUGAAGGCAAUAACGAAAUUGAUAUGGAAGGCGGCGCACAAGAUGGAGACGGUGGAGGGGGCAGUAAGGGAAAUAGUCAGAACGAAAGCAGAGAACAGUCCACCGAUCAACCGGGUGGAAGUAUGGGUGAGGAAAGUAGUGAAGGCAGCGCGAACGGUGGGGAACCCGGGGCUUGUGGAAACGGCGGUGGUGAUGAGCGGAAAGGGAAUUCGGGAGGUGGGAAGGGAGGCCGCGGUGAGGGCGGAGACGAUCAUGAGGAUAGCAAGGAUUUGGGCAAGGGCAAGAACAGCGAGAAGAGAGAAAAGGUGAAGGUGAAGGGCAAGGGGAGAGAUAAGGAAAAGGAUGAGGAUGAGGAUGAGGAUAUGGACCAGAUCCGGUCAAUAGAAAUAGACAAUAUGGAUAUUGACACAGUCACGGCAGAUGGACCCAAGGGCCGCGACAUCUCGAAGCCAGAAAAUGGUGCACCCCCACCCGCGCGUGAAGGUGGCCCCGUGGAGGUUGAGCUCUCUUCGGAAACUGCAGUUAGUCUGAUGGCCUUGGCGGCUGGUGACGAUCGCCAACCCUUUACCCCAACAACAUCGUUACCCGGCGUUCCUUUGAGAGCUGGCGGAACGGCUUGGGCUCCAAACGCCAGGGCAAAAUCUCCCGACACGAGCCAGAACUGUGGACCGCCUCCGUCCCCUGGCCCCUCAACACAGCUGUUCCAGAAUAACAAGCUUCCACUGUUGAACUCGCCAACGCAACUUCCCUCGAUGAUAUCAUCCAUGAACCCCCAACCAGCAAGUCCGCCGAACGGUCUACCACCUGGAAACGACGGGCGACACACCACUCUACCACCAGUUUCGUCGAUCCAGGUUCUAGCAGACAUGGCUGAGAAGGCUAUGCCGCCCCAAAGCUCAACGACUUGGCCCAACCCUCCUCGUAUGCCUCAAAAUCCCCGAAUAGUCUAUCCAACCGUCUCCUCUCAUGUGAGCGUUGCUCCUUCUAACAGAACUCCUCAGCCCCCACGAUCGCCUGGUCUUCCCGCUCCUCCUCCUGGGCAGUCUCCGCACGGUGGAUUCGGUCCCGAAGCAAAUCAUCGACCCCCAGUUCACCACAUGACCCACCAGCAGAAGCAGUUUUAUUUGAACCAGGAUCCACCAUCAUCACCCUACUACAGCAACCCCCACCAGCACUACCAGCCUCAAUAUCCUCCGAUGAAGGAAGGUGCUUCGCCCAAUACCAACGGACCCACGGUUUCGUAUCAGUCCAUUACCCAUCGUGAAUUACCAGGGAUUAUACAAAACCAUUCCUCGCCUUCAAGUGCAACCACAUUCUUCCCUCCCCCACCUCUCUCAGGGCGUAGGGAUUCUGCCACGAUGGAAUACUACCCAGCAGGUAAUACGCCCCCCUCUGGGCCUAUCACAGGGGACACAAUGCCUAGCCCUGGUACUGAUGAUACAAUAACGAGCCCGAGAAGUCGCUCAACUGUGGCCCCCGGUGCUCAGGGAACGUUGGCUGGCGGUGGAUUUAAAUGCGAAUUUGCUGGUUGCAAGGCCUCUCCUUUUCAAACCCAAUAUUUGCUUAAGUAAGUCGACGCCUCUUGUAUGUAGCUAACUCAGCUAAACUCGUUAGUUCUCAUGCCAACGUACACUCAUCUGCCCGCCCCCAUUACUGCCCGGUUAAGGGCUGUUCUCGGGGUGAGGGAGGAAAAGGCUUCAAGCGGAAAAACGAAAUGAUUCGCCAUGGCCUUGUUCACGAUUCGCCCGGAUAUGUUUGUCCAUUCUGCCCAGAUAGAGAGCACAAGUAUCCCCGUCCGGACAAUCUUCAACGGUAUUACGAAAAAUCCACUCGUGGAAGUUAAGCGCUGCUAACCUCUCGUGCGUUCUAAUAGUCACGUAAGAGUCCACCACGUGGAUAAAGACAAGGACGAUCCCCAACUUAGGGACGUACUUGCCCAGCGGCCCGAGGGUGGAAACAGAGGCCGUCGUCGCCGUUUGGGCUCUUGAUCAUUUUUCCCUUUUUUCGGGGGCCUGCCAGGAUAAAGUGUUUUCUUCAUUCCAAUCCGUGAACGUGCCUUCAAUGGGUGGCCUCACUAGUAUAUGAAAUCUUCGGUGUGAAUUCUAUGGGCUUUCUUUUAGUCUUCCUUGGUUCUUGUCGCUUUAGUCGCUUCCCUAGCCCGAGGGGUAAAGAUGCUGGGUACUGCGCCGUUGGUUCAGUUCUUUUGCCCAAUGGGAUUGUUGGGGCAUGCCUAGGAAUAUGGUAAUGGACAUGUGGGAUAUUCUGGAGCUUUUGCAAAGCGCUUCUACCCGCUCCAGGAGAGUGGUUAUGGUAGGAUGGUGAUAGCGUAUGCAUUUACCCUUCUUUCUGGUUAUUCGUUUUCUUCCUUCCCGAUGUCCUGCAGGACCCUGUUCUCAAAUUUCGCCUGCUUUUACGUUUGGAGUUUUCUUCUGUUACCUCUUUUAUUCUCCUUUUUGUUCAUGUGAAGGGUGGAGUCUAUUCUUGAUUUUUUCCCAUUUUCUUUUCAAGUUCGCUUCUGAACAGGUACUAUUGGUGUCACGAUUCAUUUGGGUUUCUUUUUCCGCCAAUUCUCAAAUUUGGCUUUCUGUAGCUUAAAGAAUCGGCCGUAUAUAAUACUUUCAUGUGCAAAUAGACUCAGCGGCUAGAUUUUGAUCCGGU